AGCCCUGUACCCACCCACUGAACAAAACAAUUAGAUAUAACUUCUUUCCAAGGAAUAAUGGUGACGCAGUCAAUCAUUCUUAAUCCAACUGUAUAAAACGCUGGAGGACACAAAAGGGGUUAUUUUACCCGACGCCUCAACUACGAAGAACGCACUUUAACCUCCCAGGACGCAUCGCCAGACUAUCUCUCGCCAUGUCCAUUGUUGCCAGUCGCAGUAGUAUCCGUAGAUACAGCUCAGGUAGCGGUGUCGUUUCGACUGGCCUCAGUUCGUCCGAUAGGAUACAAUUUUCCAGCGGUUUGGGAUACGGUAGGUCCCGUAUGAGCGUGUCCUCUGUUGGCAGCAGUCGCUCGCCGAGUGUAUAUGGAGGUGCCGGGGGAUACGGCACCCGUAUCUCUCACUCCUCCUUCUCUAUGGACGGGCCAGGCCAGAUCACUAUCGGUGCCAACGAGAAGCAUACCAUGCAGAAUCUGAACGACCGUUUGGCCACCUACCUGGAAAAGGUGCGCUCUCUAGAGACAGCCAAUAGCAAGUUGGAGUUGCAGAUCAAAGAGUUCUACGAGAUGAGAUCACCAACUCACAAGAAGGACCUCAGUGGGUUUUAUGCCACCAUCACAGACAUCCGUAACAAGAUCCAUGCCAGGUCUGUGGAGAACUCUCAGAUGAUCCUGCGGGUGGAUAAUGCCAGAGUUGCAGCUUAUGACUUCAAGAUGAAGUUAGAGACAGAGGCUAACAUGAGGAUGACGGUGGAAGGGGAUGUGGCUCGUCUGAGAGGAGUGCUGGACAGCUUUACGCUCACCAGAGGAGAGCUGGAGAUGCAGAUUGAGGUGCUGAAGGAGGAGCUGGUCUAUCUCAGGAAGAACCAUGAGGAGGAGAUGCAUUUGAUGCGGACGCAGCAGUGUGGUGCUGUGAAUGUGGAGAUGGACUGUGCUUCCUCAGUGGACAUGAGCAAGGUGCUGGAGGAGAUGAGGACCCAGUAUGAGGGCAUGGUGGCGAAGAACCAGAGAGAUGCUGCCAAGUGGUUUGAGAGCAAGGUGGAGGUGCUUCAGAGCCAGAUCACCACCAGCACCACAGAGGUGAAGACCUCUCAGUCUCAGGUGACCAACCUGAAGAAGACCUUCCAGAGCCUGGAGAUUGAACUGCAUGGCCUGCUCACUCAGAAGGGGUACCUGGAGCAGAGCGUCGCUGAUAUAAAUGGCCGCUACAACUCCCAGCUGAGCCUGCUGCAGGUUCAUAUCAACAGCAUGGAGGAGGAGCUGCAGCAGCUCAACGUCAGCAUCCAGCAGCAGGCCUCUGAGUACCAGAUCCUCCUGGACAUCAAGAUGAGGCUGGAGAUGGAGAUCGCUGAGUACAGGAGGCUGCUGGAUGGAGAGGGACUCAGUAAGCAUGUGGAGACCAGACAGGAGGUCAGGAAAGUGAUCGUGGUCGAGAAGGUCCAUGAAGUUCAACAAGUCCAGGAAGUGGUGGAAGAGUAUAAUCCACACAUGCAGAAGCGGGUGAGGGUGAUCGUGGAGGAGAUGGUGGAUGGGAAGGUGGUGUCCACCUCAGUUGAUGAGAAGGUCCAGGAUAUGAACUAACUGAGAAGGCCAGAUAGUUCUGGAAUCUGGUGAAGCGGUAACGGACCAAACAUACCCCUGGACCACACAUACCCCUGAUGACGGGUGUUCAAGCCCCGUCUAUAUAUAUAUAAAUAAUGUCAUGGUCGCAUACUGUAAUAUUUCCCUUCUAACAGGAUUGCAUCAGCUGAAUGAUAACUGAUGUAAUUUACUCACAUUACCUUAUAACUCUUAUAUGGCUCUAUCAUAUGGUAAAUGGAAUAUUAUUUCUAGUGUGCUUUUCCUUUUGUUCCAUUUGUUGCCACCAGGUGACGUCUCUCAUUUUAACAUCUUUGGCCAGUGCAAUUAAAAGUGAAAAUGAUUGUGUGAAAAGUGGAAACAGAUUAUUCCAGUUACAUAAGUGACAUCAGGGAAAAUAUGACUUACGUCAUCAGCCAUUAUAAAGCUAUUUUAGCUCCAUUAUAUCCUCCCAGGUCCACAAGCCAUGUAUGUUCUCUGCACUCUAUGACAAGGUUAAAGUUCAUGUUCUGUAGGCCUAUGACACUGACACUACAUGUUACAUUUGGCUGUUGAUUAAAUAUAGAUGUCAAUGCCUUUCA
Molecule: messenger RNA, 2155 nt
Organism: Salmo salar (Atlantic salmon)
Lineage: Eukaryota; Metazoa; Chordata; Actinopteri; Salmoniformes; Salmonidae
Gene: k1c20
Product: Keratin, type I cytoskeletal 20
Cellular component (GO): cytoskeleton
Molecular function (GO): structural molecule activity
Source: RefSeq, a predicted model, not a curated record